GUCACGUGACGCGGCCCCCUCCCAGCUCGCAGCAAAAUGGCGUCCCCCCCGGCCGGAGUGAUGACGUUGCUAUGCUAGGCCUGGGCGGAGCCGGGACGCCGCUUAGUGGUGCUUUCCCCUAGCCGUCCCUCCUGUCUCACUCUCCGUUGCUGCUGACUCGCACUGCGGCCGGCGCUCCCGGCAGGGGAAGGAGGCCUGCUCACAGACACCAUGGGCUCCAGCUGGCAGGAGGCGGCGGCCCAGCAGGCCGAGGAGGUGUCUGCCCGGCUGAGGCAGCUGCUGACCACGGGGCUGGGCCUCCUCCGUACGGAGCUGGGCCUAGAGUUGGGCCUGCAGCCCCAGAAGUAUCCGUCCUGGGUGUUCCUCGCAGUGCCGGCCUCCCUGGCUGUCCUCCUGCUGCUGCUGCUCUGCGCCGCGGGCCGGGGUUCCCCCAGCAAGAAGCGGGUGGCGCAGCCGGAGAGGGAGCCGGCCGACGCCCACACCAAGGCCCCUGUGCCCGUCAAGGCGCCUGCUAAGGUGGAAGAGGCCAAGAAGAAAAGCAAGAAGAAGCCCCCUGAGAAGGCCAAGCUUAAUGGUCGCCCUGUAAAGGUGUCUGAGGAAGAGUCGCCGACUACGGUUAAGAAGGACAGUCCAAAGCCGCUGCUGCUUGAUGCUGAGAAGAAGAAUGAGAAGAUCAAGAAGACUAAAAAGAAACCAAAGUCUGAUGCAAAACAAACACAGUCACCCAACCAAGAUAAGAAGGAAGCAGAAGAAGGAAACUGGGAAACUAAAAUCAGCAACAAAGAAAAAAGACAACAGCGCAGACGUGACAAAGGAGCGGACUCUGACGUAAUCCUCUCCGAGUCUACCAUGUCGCUGGGUGACGCAUUCACUCUGGCAUCAUCCCAUUCUGCAAACGUCCGAAAAUCUAAAGGUCCCAGUGAAGUUUCCGCUGUGAAUGGAAGCGGUUGGAAUGAGAAGCCUGCAAAAGCCGUUUCCCCCCAGCUGGUAGAAGAAAAGUGGGUGCUCGCUACCACGUCAGCUGGAAAGAAGAAAGCAGAGCCUCCGUGCACUUGGAAUCAGGGUUCUGCGGACACCAAUGGAAAGGUCUGGAGCGCACCAUGGAGUGAGCGCUCAAUCUUCCCAGGAAUAGCUCCAUGGUCAACCGUCGAAGCCAGGAUAAACUCAUCAGAACAGAGGCCACCACCAUUUUCCAGCAUUGGAUUGAACAGUGCUGUGUCUGCUGCCACCAGUGAGCCCGUUCCUCAGCCAAGUGCGUCAGAUAGCCAGUGGGAAGCAGCGCCUACCGAGCCCAGCGUUGAUGAUGAGUGGUCUGGUCUAAUAUAUGUAGAAACUCCAGGCUCCAACCAGGACAAAUAUAUGCAUAAAUCUAACAGAAAUGGCCUCAAUUCAGGUGACCUCAGUUCUGACUGGAAUGCACCGGCAGAGGAGUGGGGAAACUAUGGGGAAGAGGAACCAGAGUCUGCUCCACAGAUUGAGGAACUUGAACAAGAAGUCCCAAAGGUUUCUGACGAUGAGAAAGAGAGAGAAGAAGGUGCUGGCCAAGGUUCAGUCGGCAGCAAAACCAAGAAGAAGAAGAAAAAGAAGAAGAAGCAGGGAGAAGAGUCUGGCUCUCCCACACAGGAAGCAGAAGGCACUAGGAACGCUGUGGAUAAUUAUAGAGAGGACUUUGCCACAGCUCCUCCACCUCCAGUAAAUAACACAGUAUUUGGAAAAAGUAAUGAAUUGAAAGAGGCUGUGCAGGAAACACCUCAUCAUACUGUAUUUAUCGAGUCCCCUGUAUCUGUGAUGCAAAACAUCUCUGAGAAGAGUCCUUCCCAAGUGCAGCAGCCAAAAGAGGCCAGUACUUCUGUCCCUAAGCAGAACAGCGUGCCAUCGCAAGCUAAGUCCGAAGAAAGCUGGGAAUCCCCAAAACAAGUGAAAAAGAAGAAAAAGGCCAGGCGGGAAACGUGAUUUACUUUCGUCACUGGAACACAUGUUCAGGCACUCUUUAAGAUUAUGCUGUUUAUGCAAUAAUUUGUGAACAUGUACAGAAUUUUAUAAAGAGAAGUCUGCGUUUUUAAUAAAACUGCUGCCAACAUGACCUCCCUGAAACCGGAGGGAAAAACAAAUAGGAACUCGGGAUUCAUAGAGUAGAAGAUGCAGCGGUGGAGAAGCUGAAGAUCAUGUAUUUGCCAACUGAGAACUGUAAUUUGCUAUAGAAAAGACUAAUUCCUGAUUUUACAAAAUGGUAACCUGUUUACAUUCAUAUUGUGCCCUACCUGAGCGAUGCGAGAAUGGAACAUGCAAGGGUGAUUCUGUGAAAUAAUAGUUCUGCCAUCUCAUUGACGCCUCCUAUCUUACUGUCAUUUUAGAAUCAAUGGCUAUUGUUAUACGGUAAAAUCGUCCUAUCCCCAGUGUCAUGAACAGUGCAAAAAGUAUCAUCGGAUGCGCAUGAGCCUUUAAGCACGGACGGGGAGACUGAAUUGUGAUCUGAUGAAUGUAUGAACCAUUGUUAUGUACUCUAUAUUUUAUUUUGCUUAACUAGCCUUGUCAUCUUCGUUUUUCUGUUAGCUUUAGCAUUUUAAUGUGUGAAUUUGUGUUCACUUUCUCCCUAUCCGAUCAUGUCCCAAAAAACCAUAAUUCUUGCACUCUAAUAACCAUAGUUUGGUUAACAAUCAUGAUUCGGGAUGUGGCUGUAGAAACAAAGCAGUCUCCGUUCAGAUCGACCAUUAAUAAGCAAGGCAGACCUUUUUUUUUUUUUUUUGUUUCAUCUGCCGGCGUGAACGCUACUGGAUUAUUUGGGUGGGCAUGGCGGCUCCAGACAGCUUUAAUUGACGUUGUCAAGACCUCCAGUAAUCAGGAAUGUUUUUUUACUGCCUUAACCUGUAGUAUUUAGAUUUCAUGAGCGGAAUUAGUGUUUUUAUAAUAAAAAUAAAUAAAUAAAUAAACACAAAAUACAUCUGUAGUUCUAAAAACAAAAUCCAAAUUUUUUUCCGCCAGCUUUAGACUAUUAAUUUUGGAAGAUGUGUGGGUUUUAUCAGCAUUUUACAGGCAAUGUAAUGACAUUUUAUUAAACUUACAGCUAACUUUGUAUCUAUACAUUGUGCAUGGUAAGUUGGACUUUGUAAAUAGCCUUACCAAAUGAUCUCACUAGAGAACCAUAGACAAAAAAAGGUAAUAGAACGUUCCUUUUGAUUCUUGAAAAUACAAUGUAGAAAUAAACUUUAGAACAGUUGUAGCCAAUGGUACCGAUCCAACAGCUUGGUAGAAACCUAAUUUAUAAGACUCUAGCAUAGUAAGCCUCCAUCACUUCUGAAAGAGUCUGUUAAUAUGAUUUGUUUUCUGAAUGGUUGACGCAUUCAAAUAUGGAGUGUAGAAUAAAAGGAGCCUUCUCUAAGGUGGACCUAUUACUGACACACACAGCUGGACACUUUGACUUCUGACCCAACAUUCAUCAGAAUGCUCCUUUAUGAACUCAGUGGCGUAAGAUGAGAAAUGUCUCGUACCUGGUGGUGAUAAUAGCCAGUCCACAUUGUGUGUUGGCAAUGUACAAUUUUUGUUGUUGUUGUGGGAUGGGGGCGAUUAUGAUAAACUAUUAAGCAAUUUUUUACACAGAUGUAUUAAGAAAAAAAAAUGCAAUUGAGAAAAUCCCAGUUUCAGAAACAUGUCAUAAGUUUACAUGUUGAUAACAUUUUGUUUAAUUCAGUGAUAUUUCUAAGUUGAUUUUGUUUAAAUAAAUCUUGCAAAUUCA
Pseudophryne corroboree (corroboree frog) is the source of this 3733-nucleotide messenger RNA. RefSeq names its product metadherin (gene MTDH). NCBI's taxonomy places the organism in Eukaryota, Metazoa, Chordata, Amphibia, Anura, Myobatrachidae. Bases 211 to 1953 code for a protein of 580 amino acids. The record is from RefSeq and is a predicted model, not a curated record. The transcript has 13 exons. Gene Ontology annotation, cellular component: nucleus. Gene Ontology annotation, biological process: positive regulation of angiogenesis; positive regulation of canonical NF-kappaB signal transduction; negative regulation of apoptotic process. Gene Ontology annotation, molecular function: transcription coregulator activity.